AUGCAGGCCGGAUAUGCAGCCGGUCUGUUGUUCUUGUGUCCGUUGGGCGAUCUGCUGCCUAGGCGACCGUUUGUCUGUGGAUUGGUAGCGUUCACAGCAACGUUGUGGAUAGUAUUAUGCCUCACAAGCGAUCUCGGGACCUUCACAGCAGUAUCCUUCAUCGUAGCCAUUACAACUGUAACCCCUCAACUCAUGCUCCCUCUUGUUGGGGAUCUCGCGCCGCCAUCGCGCCGUGCGGCAGCCCUCUCGAUCGUCGUAUCAGGCCUAAUGUUAGGCGUGCUCGUCGCGCGCGUCCUAUCUGGUACCAUUUCCAACUACACGUCAUGGCGCGCAGUCUACUGGAUGGCGCUCGCGCUGCAAUACACAAUCUUCGUGUUACUCUGGCUCUUCAUGCCAGAUUACCCAGCCACCAACACGGGCAUGAAUUAUUUCCGGACGCUCUUCGACAUCGUCAAGAUGCUUGGCCGGCACCCCGUGCUCGUCCAAGCUUGUCUCGCCGGCUUACUGACUAGCGCACCAUUUACCUCGUUCUGGACUACACUUACCUUUCUGCUCGCUGGCCCGCCGUACGGGUACUCGUCGCUUACAAUUGGGUUGUUUGGGCUUAUCGGUAUAGCCGGCAUGUUGAUAUCGCCCAUCUACGCCCGCACCGUCACCGACCGCUUUGUCCCGCACUUUUCCGUCUUUGCGGGCUUGUCAUGCUCGCUCAUUGGCGUGUGCUUGGGCACCUACAUUGGAACGAUUACCGUUGCGGGCCCCGUACUCCAGGCGCUGCUUAUGGACUUUGGCAACCAGACGGCGCAGAUUGCGAAUCGCUCUGCGAUUUACAGUGUAGAGCCCAAGCGCCGAAAUGGCGUUAACACCGCUUUCAUGGUGGCGACAUUUUGUGGGCAGCUGAUUGGUACCGCGGCGGGCAACCAUGUUUAUGCCGCAACAGGUUGGAUUGGUAGUGGAAGUGUGAGUGUGGGGUUUGUGAGCUGCGCCAUUUGUGUGAUGAUAGCUAAAGGUCCCUGGGAAGAUGGCUGGGUGGGCUGGAGUGGCGGAUGGAGCAUGAGGAAGAAGGAUAAGGAUAGUGCCGAUGGGAAGACGAAGGACAAGCCUAUGCAUGGACCAAGGGAACAAGUGGAGAGACAGGAAGGUACGAAUGAGAAGGUGCUGAACGAGAUUGCUGCGGAAGAAGGAAGAGCAAGUCCAUUGGGGCAAGAAAUCGGGGCCAAGGACGAAGAAAUUCAAUUGGCGAGCAAAGACACAUCCAGAUAG
This is a messenger RNA of Exserohilum turcica Et28A, 1260 nucleotides long. RefSeq lists its product as uncharacterized. NCBI's taxonomy places the organism in Eukaryota, Fungi, Ascomycota, Dothideomycetes, Pleosporales, Pleosporaceae. The transcript is spliced from 2 exons. Bases 1 to 1260 code for a protein of 419 amino acids. Gene Ontology annotation, biological process: transmembrane transport. Gene Ontology annotation, molecular function: transmembrane transporter activity. The record is from RefSeq and is a predicted model, not a curated record.